GGCCCCGCCCGGCCCCGCCUCCGCACGUGACGCCACUGGAGCGCUAGGCUUGCGCUUGCGCAGACACGCCCCGUUUCCUCCACCCCCGAGUGGCUCCGCCUCCCUUUUCCUCCCUCACUUUACGGCCGUGCUAUGAACUCUUCUUUACAGUCUCUCUCUGCUUCUAAAUAGAAAUGUCGUAAGGUUGGAGAGGCAAACUCUGAGUUUGCGACCUUAACUCUCACUUUCCGGCCAGCACAGAGAUUCCUGAAGGCUGGUUGGGUUGGUGAGGCCUGAGGAAUAGCUUCUGGGAUUUCUGAGAAGCCCUUCUCAAUACAAGAUGGAUCCUGUAGUCUUGAGUUAUAUGGACAGUCUACUGCGACAGUCGGAUGUCUCACUAUUGGAUCCUCCAAGCUGGCUCAAUGACCAUAUUAUUGGUUUUGCCUUUGAAUACUUUGCCAAUAGUCAGUUUCAUGAUUGCUCGGACCGUGUCUGCUUCAUCAGCCCCGAAGUCACCCAAUUCAUUAAGUGCACCAGCAGCCCUGCAGAGAUUGCCAUGUUCCUUGAACCCCUGGAUCUUGCCCACAAGAAAAUUUUAUUUUUAGCCAUCAAUGAUAAUUCUAACCAGUCAGCUGGGGGUACCCACUGGAGUUUGUUGGUUUAUCUCCAGGAUGAAAAUAGCUUCUUUCAUUAUGAUUCCCAUAGCAGAAGCAACUCAAUCCAUGCAAAGCAGGUAGCAGAGAAACUGAAGGCUUUCUUAGGGAGCAAAGGAGACAAACUGGUCUUUGUGGAAGAGAAAGCCCCAGCUCAACAAAACAGCUAUGACUGUGGGAUGUACGUGAUAUGUAACACUGAGGCCUUGUGUCAGAACUUCUUUAGACAACAGCCAGAGUCUCUACUGCAGCUACUGACCCCAACAUACAUCACAAAGAAGAGGGGAGAAUGGAAAGAUCUAAUUGCCAGACUUGCUGAAAAAAAAGAAGUAGCUACUGCAGAGUGCUUAUGAAGUUUGCAGUCCUCUCCUUCUGCAGCUACUGACCCCAACAUACAUCACAAAGAAGAGGGGAGAAUGGAAAGAUCUAAUUGCCAGACUUGCUGAAGAAAAGGAAGUAGCUACUGAAGAAUGCUUAUGAAGUUUGCAGUCCUCUCCUUCUGCCCUUCCCUAUGGUGACAGCCUCAGUGCCUAAGGGAAAACCACUAGUAGAUGAACGUUUACUAGUCCUGCUUCUUUGUUUUCUUUAAAAACAUCCUCUACGUUUAUCUGAAUGGGAAGUUUCACUUUAACCCUGAAGAGAGCAGUACAUUCUGUGAAAAUGUCUUGAAUUUAUGUACCAAAACCUUGAGAAAAAAAUUAUUAUACAGUUUCAAGUAAGAUUCUUUUUUCUUGUUGCUAUAAAAUUAAUUUCCUUUUGGUCUCCCCUUCCAUUGGCUUAUUCUAAAGGAAAAGCAAUGUUCUAAAGCAAACCUAUGACAUGGAAUCUAAAGACAUGCAUGGAAAAAACAGCAGAAGAACCAAAAUGUUACACAGCCAAAGUGAGAAGUAUCUGGCUGGAAGUGAAUCAUGGCCUAACUCCUCUUAGGGCCUUCAUGCUACCAAAAUAAGGCAUUCUCUGAUGCCAAGGCUUUCUAUCUGCAAAUAUUUAAUAAAGAUGACUUUAGCCCA
Mesocricetus auratus (golden hamster) is the source of this 1642-nucleotide messenger RNA. It is a transcript of the gene Senp8, whose product is annotated as SUMO peptidase family member, NEDD8 specific. The record is from RefSeq and is a predicted model, not a curated record. Bases 320 to 985 code for a protein of 221 amino acids. Gene Ontology annotation, molecular function: deNEDDylase activity; cysteine-type peptidase activity. The transcript is spliced from 2 exons. Gene Ontology annotation, biological process: proteolysis. NCBI's taxonomy places the organism in Eukaryota, Metazoa, Chordata, Mammalia, Rodentia, Cricetidae.